AUCACGGAUCUCACCUCCUCUCCAACUCCCUAGACUUUCUUGCAGAAAUUCUAAGAGAAAUAAGGAGGCGCCGGGAUCCCGAGCAGCUUAACCUGCACCGGGAAGGGCGAAAACCCCUUCCCCCCCGCAACUCAGUUCGAAAGUGAAGGUUUCUCAACAGUGAUGCCACAAGAUUGACCACGUUGACACAAUAUGGAGUCUGGAGAACGGUUGCCGCCCUCACCAGCCUCCUCUACUGCACCAACGUCGUCUUCUGCUCCGCCUGUGGCCUCAGCAGUCUCAAAAAGCGGCCUUUCCACAGGAGCUUCUUCACUGAGCUCUACAGCCAACCCAUGUGUUCUUGAAGCUGGGAAGUCCAAGAUCAAGGCAUCGCCCGACUCAGUGUCUGGACAUUUAUUCAGAGCAGCCGGGGAUCAGCCGUUUACCCUGUCCACAGUGUCGAGUGCCUUCCCAGUGCUCAGCCACCCAGUCUUUGGUCUACACCCAGCCAGCUCAGGGCACUCAGAAUUUGGUGGUUUGGGGACACUUGGCACACCCACAGCCUUAGCCGUACAUCCCCAACUAACACCUUUUCCAGGUGCAGAAUGGUGGCGAGCCACAGAUGUCCAUACUCGCGCAGGGGCACCCUUCUUUCCACCACUCCUGGGAAUCCCACCACUGUUUGCGCCUCCAGCCCAGAAUCACGAGUCAUCAUUUCAUUCAAGGACUUCUGGGAAGAAUAGUAACCGAAGCGGUCCUGAAAAAGGUAUAAACGGGUCUGUCAAUGGAAACAGUGCAUCUUCUGUCCUUGGUGUCAACACGUCUGUGCUCUCCACUCCUGCUGCAAGUUGCAUGGGACAGAGUCAAACCUCAGGCCCAGGUGGAGGUACCCUCAAAUGCCAUCAGGAACAAAACAAAAGCCAGCCUUUGGAUGCCAGAGCCGACAAAAUCAAAGAUAAGAAACCAAGGAAGAAGGCUAUGGAAAGUUCUAGCAACAGUGAUAGUGAUUCAGGCACAUCGUCAGACACCUCAAGUGAAGGCAUUAGCAGUAGUGACUCAGAUGAUCUGGAAGAGGAAGAGGAAGAAGAUCAAAGCAUUGAGGAGAGUGAAGAGGACGAUUCUGACUCCGAGACUGAAGCACAACACAAAAGUAACAACCAGGUGCUAUUACAUGGUAUCUCAGACCCGAAAGCAGACGGACAGAAAGCAACUGAAAAAGCCCAGGAAAAAAGAAUACACCAGCCAUUACCUCUUGUGUCUGAAUCCCAGACCCAGUCACCAUUCCAGCCCCAGCAGAAGCAGCCUCAGGUUUUGUCACAGCAGCUUCCAUUCAUUUUCCAAAGCUCUCAGGCAAAGGAGGGAUCUGUGAACAAACACACCAGUGUGAUACAGUCGACGGGACUGGUGUCCAAUGUGAAACCUUUGUCCUUGGUAAAUCAAGCCAAAAAGGAAACUUACAGGAAACCCCCAGGCCCUUCUCCCGAUGUCCUCACAGCAGGGCAUAAAAAUACCUCUGAAGAAUCUAGUUCUUUGACCAGUGAAUUGCGAUCCAAACGGGAACAAUACAAGCAGUCAUUCCCAUCACAAGUAAAGAAACAGGAGUCGGCGAAGAGCCUGAAGAAGGUUAUUGCAGCUUUGUCAACCACAAAAGCAACCACUACUUCACCAGCACAUCCAAAACAACCAUUAGAAAACAACCACCCCAACCCAUUCCUGACCAAUGCACUUUUAGGUAACCACCAACCAAACGGAGUUAUUCAAAGCGUCAUUCAAGAAGCUCCUUUAGCGCUCACCACCAAAACUAAAAUCCAGAGUAAGAUCAACGAAAACGUGGCAAGCAGCACCCCCUUUUCCUCACCUGUCAAUCUGAGCACAAGUGGGAGAAGAACUCCUGGCCCCCAGACCCCAGUGCUGCCCUCUGCCUCUCCCAUCCUGCACAGUCAGGGCAAGGAGAAGGUGGCCAGCAGUACCGCAGCCCCAGGCAAAGCGCAGCAUCACUCCCAUCCUGCAAAGUCUUUGGUGGAGCAGUUUAGAGGAACGGAUUCAGACAUUCCCAGUAGUAAAGACUCAGAAGACUCAAAUGAGGAGGAAGAUGAAGACGAGGAGGAGGAAGAUGAGGAGGACGAUGAAGAGGAUGAGUCUGAUGACAGUCAAUCAGAAUCAGAUAGUAAUUCAGAAUCAGAUUCAGAGGGCUCAGAAGACGACGAUGAGAAAGACCAGGAGGAAUCAGAUAGUGACACUGAAGGAGAGAAAGCUGCUGCGAGCCUGAAUCAGACAACCUCGGCUGCCAAAAGCCCUCCCGUCAGCCUCACAGCUCCCUCGACACCUCACAGCCUCCACAUAGGAGGCCCCCCAGGCUCGGCUCCCGCUGCCCUGUGCUCUGAGCCUCAGGCGCCUGCUUUCCUUGGCACCUCUUCUUCCACACUCACUGCAAGCCCACACUCUGGUACAAGCAAAAGACGGAGAGUGACGGAGGAGCAGGAGCUGCGGGUCCCCGUGGAGUACGGCUGGCAGAGAGAGCCAAGGGUGAGAAACCUCAGUGGGCGCCUUCCAGGAGAACUGGCCUACUACGCGCCAUGUGGAAAGAAGCUUAGGCAGUACCCUGAAGUGAUAAAGGGAAUGCAGUGGUGUCUUUUGAAAGAAGAGGAUGUCAUUCCUCGCAUCAGGGCAAUGGACGGCCCGCACCGAGAGGAAAGACCGCCCAAUCCAGAUAGACCAAGAGCAAGAGAGGAAUCCAGGAUGAAACGCCGGAAGGGUCGCCCGCCCAAUGUCGGCAGUGCGGAAUUCCUCGAUAACACAGAUGCCAAGCUACUGCGGAAGCUCCAGGCUCAAGAAAUAGCCAGACAAGCAGCUCAAAUAAAGCUUCUGAGAAAACUUCAAAAGCAGGAACAGGCCCGGGUUGCCAAAGAAGCUAAAAAACAGCAAGCAAUAAUGGCUGCUGAAGAGAAGCGGAGGCAGAAAGAGCAGAUGAAGAUUAUGAAGCAGCAGGAAAAAAUUAAGAGAAUACAGCAAAUCAGAAUGGAAAAAGAACUCCGAGCUCAGCAAAUUCUUGAGGCUAAAAAGAAAAAGAAGGAAGAAGCGGCAAAUGCCAAAUUAUUGGAGGCCGAGAAACGAACAAAGGAAAAGGAGCUGAGAAGACAGCAGGCAGUUCUUCUGAAGCACCAGGAGUUGGAGAGGCAUAGACUAGAUAUGGAACGGGAGCGAAGGCGACAGCAUAUGAUGCUUAUGAAAGCUAUGGAAGCUCGUAAAAAAGCAGAAGAAAAAGAACGGUUGAAACAAGAGAAACGGGAUGAGAAAAGAUUGAACAAGGAGCGCAAACUAGAGCAGCGGCGGCUGGAGCUAGAAAUGGCGAAGGAACUAAAGAAACCUAAGGAAGACAUGUGCUUAGCAGAUCAAAAGCCCUUGCCAGAGUGGCCUCGCAUCCCGGGACUUGUCCUCUCUGGAACCACAUUUUCAGACUGUCUCAUGGUGGUGCAGUUCUUGCGAAACUUUGGUAAAGUUUUGGGCUUUGAUGUGAAUAUUGAUGUUCCAAACCUCAGUGUUCUUCAAGAGGGAUUGCUAAAUAUAGGGGACAGCAUGGGUGAAGUGCAAGACUUGCUUGUGAGGCUCCUCUCAGCUGCUGUAUGUGAUCCAGGUCUAAUAACAGGAUACAAGGCCAAAACAGCUCUCGGAGAACAUUUGCUGAAUGUUGGUGUGAAUCGAGACAAUGUGUCCGAGGUUUUGCAGAUUUUCAUGGAAGCCCACUGUGGACAGACUGAGCUGACUGAGAGCCUGAAGACAAAAGCCUUUCAGGCCCACACCCCAGCACAGAAAGCCUCGGUGCUGGCCUUCCUCAUCAAUGAGCUGGCGUGCAGCAAGAGUGUGGUGAGUGAGAUUGACAAGAACAUUGAAUACAUGUCAAACUUGAGGAGAGAUAAAUGGGUAGUGGAAGGCAAACUCCGCAAGCUUAGGAUAAUUCAUGCUAAGAAAACAGGCAAGAGAGACGCUUCCGGGGGCAUCGAUCUCGGAGAAGAGCAGCAUCCCUUGGGCACCCCCACUCCAGGACGCAAGCGGAGAAGGAAGGGAGGAGACAGCGAUUAUGAUGAUGAUGACGACGACGACAGUGAUGACCAAGCUGAUGAGGAUGAUGAAGAUGAAGAAGAUAAAGAUGACAAAAAAGGAAAGAAGACCGAUAUCUGUGAAGAUGAGGAUGAAGGUGACCAAACAGCAAGUGUUGAGGAGCUAGAAAAGCAGAUAGAAAAACUGAGCAAGCAACAGAGCCAGUACAGGCGAAAGCUCUUUGAUGCUUCUCACUCACUACGCUCCAUGAUGUUCGGUCAGGAUCGUUACCGGCGCAGAUACUGGAUUCUUCCUCAGUGUGGAGGGAUUUUUGUAGAAGGCAUGGAAAGUGGGGAAGGCCUAGAAGAAAUUGCAAAAGAAAAAGAAAAGCUUAAAAAAGCAGAAAGUCUCCAGAUCAAGGAAGAAGUAUUCGAGACUCCUGCGGAUAGUUUAAACUGUUCCACUACAGAUCACUGUGAGCCGAGGGGCGACCUUAAAGAAAAAGAUAACACAAAUCUGUUUCUUCAGAAACCUGGCUCUUUCUCCAAGUUAAGCAAGCUUUUGGAAGUAGCAAAAAUGCCUCCUGAGUCAGAUGUUAUGACCCCCCCAAAGGCAAACAUUAGUACAAACGGGUGCACACUGUCUCAUCAGAGCAGUGGGAAGCAUUCGCUGGGGAGCGUCCCCUCAGCUGCCACACAAAGCAGUGUGGGGAAGACAGACGCCAGCCUCUUUAGCUCUGGCCCUGGUGCGUGUGGGAAGUUCUACAGCCCUCUCCCCAAUGACCAGUUGUUAAAAACACUGACUGAGAAGAACAGGCAGUGGUUUAGCCUUUUGCCAAAAGCACCCUGUGACGACACUUCCCUGACCCAUGCUGACGUGUCCACUGCUUCAGUGACUCCUCAGGCUCCGCCACCUUCUAAGUCACCAUCACCAGCUCCAGCUCCACUUCUUGGGUCGUCUUCUGUUCAGAGCCCCACGGGACUGAAUCCGUUUGCUCUGUCGCCAUCGCCUCUUCAGGUGAAAAGUGGCGUGUCUGUGAUGGGCCUUCAGUUCUGUGGGUGGCCCGCUGGUGUGCUCACUUCCAAUGUCCCGUUCACGUCGUCCCCUCUGCCGGGGCUCGGGUCAGGGCUGGGACUGCCAGAAGGAAAUGGCAGUUCGUUCUUGACUUCCAGUGUUGCGUUAAGUAAAAGUGACUCUCCUGUCCCUCCGCCUGACAAGGCCUCCACAGCUCAGCCGGCAGCUCUUGAAGUAGCAAAAGCAGUAGAUUUUCCUAAUCCAAAGCCUAUUCCAGAAGAAAUGCAGUUUGGUUGGUGGAGAAUUAUUGACCCGGAAGACUUGAAGACAUUGCUCAAAGUGCUGCAUCUCAGAGGGAUAAGGGAAAAGGCAUUACAGAAACAAAUACAGAAACAUCUGGAUUAUAUCACUCAAGCCUGCAUCAGGAAUAAGGAUGUUGCUAUCAUUGAAGUAAAUGAAAAUGAAGACAAUCAGGUAACUCGAGAUAUCGUGGAAAACUGGUCAGUCGAAGAGCAAGCGAUGGAGCUGGAUCUGAACAUCCUCCAGCAAGUAGAGGACCUGGAACGCAGGGUGGCCUUGGCGAGCUUGCAAGUGAAGGGUUGGAUGUGUCCAGAGCCUGCGUCAGAAAGGGAGGACUUGGUAUAUUUUGAACAUAAGUCAUUUACUAAGUUGUACAAGGAGCAUGAUGGAGAAGAAGAAAACAGUGCACAUGCACUGGCCCGGAAGAGUGACAACCCCCUAGAUAUAGCUGUAACCAGGCUGGCUGAUUUGGAGCGGAACAUUGAGAGAAGGUAUCUGAAGAGCCCCUUAAGUACCACCAUUCAGAUCAAACUGGAUAAUGUGGGCACAGUUACUGUCCCUGCUCCUGCACCAUCCAUUAGUGGUGAUGGUGACGGAGUUGAAGAGGAUAUUGCUGCAGGGCUCAGGGUCUGGAGAAGGGCGUUAGCAGAAGCUCGCAGUGCCGCACAGGUAGCCCUGUGCAUCCAGCAGUUACAGAGGUCAAUAGCAUGGGAAAAAUCAAUUAUGAAAGUUUACUGCCAGAUCUGUCGGAAGGGAGACAACGAAGAACUGCUUCUACUCUGUGAUGGCUGUGACAAAGGCUGCCACACCUACUGCCAUAGGCCCAAGAUUACAACUAUUCCCGAUGGGGACUGGUUUUGUCCAGCUUGCAUUGCUAAGGCCAGUGGUCAGACUAUAAAAAUAAAAAAAAUUCAUGUCAAAGGAAAAAAGACGAAUGAUCCCAAGAAAAGCAAGAAAGGAAAUGUCACUGGGGACACUGAAGAUGAAGACUCCGCUUCCACAAGCAGCUCACUGAAAAGAGGAAGCAAAGAUCUCAAAAAAAGGAAAAUGGAGGAAAACACUUCUAUCAACUUGUUAAAAGUAGAAAGUGCUACUUCAGUUAAGAAACCCAAAAGAGACGACUCCAAGGACCUGAGUCUUUGCAGUAUGAUCCUGGCUGAAAUGGAAACACACGAGGAUGCCUGGCCUUUUCUACUUCCUGUAAACCUAAAACUUGUACCCGGCUACAAGAAAGUUAUUAAGAAGCCUAUGGAUUUUUCUACCAUUAGAGAAAAACUAAAUAAUGGACAGUAUCCCAGCUUCGAGACCUUUGCUCUAGACGUCAGGCUUGUUUUUGACAACUGUGAAACAUUUAAUGAAGAUGACUCGGACAUAGGCAGAGCUGGCCACAGUAUGCGAAAAUACUUUGAAAAAAAGUGGACAGAUACCUUCAAAGUGAGCUGAAGUUGUAAUCUCUUUUUUCUCUUUUUCCUUUUAAACAAGGACAAACAUGACCAGCAAUGUGAACUGCAUUUACACAGAUGUGCAAGGCACAUACAUGCUAACU
Acomys russatus (golden spiny mouse) is the source of this 6877-nucleotide messenger RNA. It is a transcript of the gene Baz2b, whose product is annotated as bromodomain adjacent to zinc finger domain 2B. The transcript is spliced from 38 exons. Gene Ontology annotation, molecular function: DNA binding; protein binding. The record is from RefSeq and is a predicted model, not a curated record. Lineage: Eukaryota; Metazoa; Chordata; Mammalia; Rodentia; Muridae. The coding region runs from base 193 to 6774 and encodes 2193 amino acids.